AUGAUCCCCCUCAUCAUCGCGAUCAUCGGCGUGCUGAUCGUGCCCGCACAGGCCGAAAUCCGCGGUCUCGCCCCUGAUGUCGCCACCUUCUACAAAGUCGGCAAAGAAUUCGCGUGCCUGGACGGCAGCCUGAAGAUCCCGUUCACUCAGGUCAACGACGACUACUGUGAUUGCCCAGAUGGGAGCGAUGAGCCGGGAACUUCCGCUUGCCCGAACGGCCGCUUCUACUGCCAGAACGGCGGGCACAAGCCGCUCCACAUUUUCGCUUCACCUAUUCAUUUUCUUUCCGAUUGCUGCGACGGUUCCGACGAAUGGGGAAGCAACGUGAAGUGCUCGAACAUCUGCAACGAACUCGGGCGUGCGGCCAGGGAGGAGGCGGAGCGAAGGGCCGAAAUCGCGCGCAAGGGCUGGGCCGUCCGGUCGGAGAUGGCUCGGCAAGGCCAGGAUCUGAAGACGGAAAGCGAGGUGAAGGUGGAGCCGCUGCGUGCGGAGCGCGAGCAGCUGGUGCCCAGCCGCGACGAGCUCGAGAAAAAGAAAAAGGAGGCCGAGGACCUGGAGCGCAGCGCCAAGGACGAUUUCAGGAAGAAGUGGGAAGAUGAGAAAAAUGUGAAGAAGCGCGCACGCUCGGACCAGGUGUUCGACCAGUUGGACCUGAACCAGGAUGGAAAGCUCACUCGCGACGACAUUGCCAAGAACGCGCUUUUCGACACGAAUGGGGAUGGUAUUGUCGAUGAGGAGGAGAUCAAGGUUUAUCUGACAACCGAGGAAGUGGACAAGGAGCAAUUCUUCACCCAGACCUACGAUUUGGUCAAGAUUCAGAUGCGAAAUCAGGCGGACCAUCAAAAGGAGGAGAAGCAAGCUCCGGAAGAAUUGGCGCACGAGGAUGACCUCGACGACUUGGAGCCGGAAGAGGAGAAGCACGACGACCAUCACGACCACCACGACGAGGACGACCUGCCGAUGCCCGAGUACACCGACGAGAUCAAGGCGCUGAUUGCUGCAUACGAGAAAGCGCGCGACGACUGGCAAGAGGUCAACACGAAGGUGUCCGACUUGGAUCGGCAAAUAAAUGAUGCCGAGUCGUUCCUGCAACAGGAUUUCGGGCCGGAUCAAGCCUGGGCCUCGCUCAAAGGAAAGUGCUUCGACCUCGACGAGGGCCAGUACACCUACAAGAUGUGCCCGUUCGACAAGACGGUGCAAAAGGAUCGCCACGGGCACUCGGAGACGAGAUUGGGCGAAUUCACCGGCUGGACGGGCAAGGAGCCGCGCAAAUACUCGGAACAAAUGUACGAAAAGGGCCAACAGUGCUGGAAUGGGCCGCAGCGAAGCACAAAGGUAAUCAUCGAGUGCGGCGAGACCGAGCAGCUCGUUGAGGCGACCGAGCCGGCCAAGUGCGAGUACCAGUUCCGCUUCCUCACCCCGGCCGCCUGCAACAAUCCCGACCAAAAGGACCCGCCGCAUGAGGAGCUC
This is a messenger RNA of Mesorhabditis spiculigera, 1470 nucleotides long. The record is from the annotation of a GenBank genome assembly. Lineage: Eukaryota; Metazoa; Nematoda; Chromadorea; Rhabditida; Rhabditidae.